AUGUUGGAUGCAGUUCUUCUGGCGCUAUUCUUGCCGUGUCUCGGCAUGACCGCCAUCUUCCUAGUCUACAUAUGUCUUCUCUGGUACGCUACUACUCACUCCACUACCGGAAUCAUUAUCAAACCGGUCACCAACACCGGUCUUUCCCCUUCUGAACUCCAAAAGCUACCUACUAUCACCGGUAAACAUCUCGUCGCUGGUCCCGAAUGCGCCGUUUGUCUCGACGACAUAAGCGAGGAACAAUCAGCACGUGUGAUUCCAGGUUGCAACCAUGCUUUCCAUUUGGAAUGCGCUGACACGUGGCUUUCGAAACAUCCUCUGUGUCCUGUUUGUAGAGCUAAACUUGAUCCUAAACUCUUUGUCGAUUCUUCUCAAAAUCCAUGUUAA
Lathyrus sativus (Indian pea) is the source of this 387-nucleotide messenger RNA. Lineage: Eukaryota; Viridiplantae; Streptophyta; Magnoliopsida; Fabales; Fabaceae. The record is from the annotation of a GenBank genome assembly.